CAAUGGCGGGGUUAUGAAUAAUUUGGCGGUAGUAUGAAGUUAAAGGAGAGUAUUAAGACAUAUGAUGAGGUCAAUAUCCUACUUAAAUGAUGGGAUAUUUCAGCUUGUAAUAUCAAGAGUCCUCAAGUAUAAUAUAGUUGCUACGUAGCUUCAUCACCAGUAAAUCAUUUAAAACGAAUACCUAUUAAAAAACUCAGCACGGUUUAUCACUGUGAAUUUCGGAUUUUUCAAUUUCACAAUCAUCUCAAACAGCAACAACUUAUGAAAAGUGAUACGCGAGAAACUAUCACGACUGCUAAAAUUUGUCAAGAAUCUAGAAUAAUGAGGUCCAAGGAUAAGCAUUACUAACCUCGGGGUGCAAAGUAGGAUAAAGUUGAUGCGGGCUACCGUACUGGUAGUCCUGGUUGGUUUAAUAUCAGGAAGCGUGCAAUUCAAAUCAAACGUUUUAUGAUAUCUCACGCUCUACGAAUCAUCCAGUUAAUUUUUUCACGUUAUUACACUAUAAAUGUAGCGUGAAUUAUGCGGUAGACACUUCUGGCAUGGACGAAUUGCAGGCCUUCAACAGCAGUCAAAAUCAAGUGACCCCAGAUCAACGCAACUGUAGCGCAAUCACUGCAUAUCGAAAUUUUCUUUAAUUCUGUAUUCCAAGAUUUUAUUUAAUGAAAUACUAUUAAAGUAUUUGUCACGAUAGAUAUAAAGGAACUAGUUAAAUACCGGGAUAGUGCUCAUUAAAACUAACCAUUUUUCAAAGGAGCUACAUACAAAUGGUUAAUUUAAGUACUACUGUUCAAGAGGCCGCAGCGCGUGAGAUAACGCGUAUCGAGCGUAUUGGUGCACACUCACAUAUACGCGGUUUGGGCUUGAAUGAUGAUUUGGAAGCUAGACAGAUUUCACAAGGAAUGGUUGGGCAAUGUAAAGCCAGAAGAGCUGCCGGUCUUAUUUUGGGUAUGAUACGUGAAGGGAAAAUUGCUGGACGUGCAAUACUUCUAGCUGGUCCCCCUGGCACGGGAAAAACAGCAAUUGCUAUGGGUAUGGCCCAGGCACUUGGGCAUGAUACACCCUUCACUGCAAUGGCUGGUAGUGAGAUAUUCUCGCUCGAAAUGAGCAAGACAGAAGCUCUGACACAAGCUUUUCGAAAGUCUAUUGGUGUACGUAUCAAAGAAGAAGCAGAAAUAAUUGAGGGUGAAGUUGUUGAAAUACUAAUAGAUCGCCCUGCAACUGGGACAGGCGCUAAAGUCGGAAAACUAACACUUAAGACAACUGAAAUGGAAACAGUAUACGACUUAGGUCAGAAAAUGAUCGAGUCUCUAACAAAGGAAAAAGUUCAUGCAGGUGAUGUAAUCACCAUCGACAAACCUUCUGGAAAAGUUACAAAACUAGGCCUGUCGUUCACCAGAGCUCGAGAUUUUGAUGCCACAGGUGGUCAGACAAAGUUUGUUCAGUGUCCUGAGGGAGAGUUACAAAAACGAAAAGAAGUUGUUCACACAGUAACUUUACAUGAAAUCGACGUAAUCAACAGCAGAACACAAGGUUUUCUAGCAUUAUUCAGUGGAGAUACUGGAGAAAUCAAGUCAGAAGUCAGAGAUCAAAUAAAUCACAAAGUAGCUGAAUGGCGUGAAGAGGGGAAGGCUGAAAUUGUUCCUGGGGUUCUGUUUAUUGACGAAGUACAUAUGUUGGAUAUAGAAUGCUUUUCUUUCCUCAAUCGGGCUCUAGAAUCUGACAUGGCUCCUGUCCUUAUUGUUGCUACAAAUCGAGGUAUCACCAGAAUUCGCGGAACAAAUUAUCAAAGUCCGCAUGGAAUACCUAUUGAUUUGCUGGAUCGAUUGCUCAUCAUUUCGACCGAUCCAUACACAGACAAAGAAAUCCAAGCGAUUCUAAAGAUUCGAUGUGAAGAAGAAGACGUUGAUAUAUCAGAAGACGCACUGCUUGUGCUCACUCGAAUCGGCAUGCAGACAUCUUUGCGUUAUGCGAUUCAGCUUAUAACUACUGCGAAUUUAGUUUGCCGCAAGCGAAAGGGUUUGGAAGUGAGCAAAGAAGAUAUAAGAAAAGUGUACUCUUUGUUCAUGGAUGAAGCGCGUUCUACCUUGUUCCUCAAAGAAUACCAACAAGAAUUCAUGUUUAACGAAAUAGCUGAAACAAUGCCGUCAAAUUCAGGUGACAAACCAAAUGCCUAGUAACUUCUUGGAUUAUCGCAUUCUUGGAUAUAUUUGUGUGAAUAGAUUUGACUUUUUAUGCUAUUUUUACCACUGUCCAUUUGUUUGGGUUUUCACUUGAAAUAAAUUAGUUGCAUUCG
Trichobilharzia regenti is the source of this 2293-nucleotide messenger RNA. The record is from the annotation of a GenBank genome assembly. NCBI's taxonomy places the organism in Eukaryota, Metazoa, Platyhelminthes, Trematoda, Strigeidida, Schistosomatidae.